AGCUCACAAAGUAGAUGCAAUCACUGUUGAAUAGACCGCCGUGGAAGGGGAAGGCGACGUGACGACGAGAGUUCCUCCCAUGUGAUGUGACCGAGGCCUGACGGACUGUGCCUGUCUAUUAUGGCUCCUCCUGCUACAGUAGAUCGGGGCCGGACGUAACACCAGCGCAGAGGAAAGGGAAUAACACUCAGCCGAGACGUUUUUUCAGGUGCCACGGCUAAAGAUGGCAGAUCGUGCAAUGCUGAAGAAAAAGACAUAGAUGAUGUGCUCAGAGUCGCCUCUUCUGCUGUGAAGGCUUCGACAUUUCUUCAAGAUUAACAACACCCCAAAUGAACUCCGUCAGAGCAAGUAACGUUAGCAGAAGACCUAGGCGAGUCUCGAGGCCGCGCCCGGUGCAGCCGGACAGGAACCACCAGGAAAGAGAUGAGGACGUUCCUGCAGAUAUGGUCGCAGAAGAAUCCGGUCCAGGAGCUCAGAAUAGUCCCUACCAACUUAGAAGAAAGUCUCUACCCAAGAGAACAGUGUGUCCGACAAAGACAAACAUGGAGGGUGCUUCCACUUCAACCACAGAAAACUUUGGACAUCGACCUAAGCGCCCCAGAGUUUCAGGAAAGUGUCAAGAUUUACCAGCAGCUCCAGCAGAGCAGUAUUUGCAGGAGAAGCUUCCAGACGAGGUGGUACUAAAGAUCUUCUCGUACCUGUUGGAGCAGGACCUGUGCCGUGCAGCAUGUGUGUGCAAGCGAUUUAGCGAGCUGGCCAAUGACCCCAUUCUCUGGAAGAGGCUGUACAUGGAAGUGUUUGAAUACACACGACCCAUGAUGCACCCCGAGGCAGGGAAGUUCUACCAGAUAAACCCAGAGGAAUAUGAGCAGCCAAACCCGUGGAAGGAGAGUUUUCAGCAGCUGUAUAAAGGCGCACAUGUGAAGCCAGGCUUUGCAGAACACUUCUACAGUAAUCCUGCCAGAUACAAAGGGAGAGACAACAUGUUUUACUACGACACCAUUGAGGAUGCUCUCGGAGGGGGUCAGGAGCCUCACUUUGACGGCCUGAUAUUCGUCCACUCUGGUAUCUACACAGAUGAAUGGAUCUACAUCGAGUCGCCUAUCACAAUGAUCGGAGCUGCUCCUGGAAAAGUAGCAGAGAAAGUCAUCAUUGAGAACACCAGAGACUCAACAUUUGUAUUUAUGGAAGGCUCAGAAGAUGCUUACGUUGGAUACAUGACCAUCAGGUUCAAUCCCGACGAUAAAUCCGCCCAGCACCACAAUGCACACCACUGCUUGGAGAUUACAGUCAACUGCAGCCCCAUCAUCGAUCACUGCAUCAUACGCAGCACGUGCACAGUGGGGUCAGCUGUCUGUGUCAGCGGUCAGGGUGCUUGUCCCACGAUCAAGCACUGCAACAUUAGUGACUGUGAAAAUGUUGGUCUUUACAUCACUGACCAUGCACAGGGCAUAUAUGAAGACAAUGAGAUCUCAAAUAACGCCCUGGCUGGAAUCUGGGUUAAAAACCACGGCAACCCAAUCAUCAGACGGAAUCACAUCCACCAUGGCAGAGAUGUCGGCGUUUUCACAUUCGACCACGGCAUGGGUUACUUUGAGAGCUGUAACAUCCAUAGGAACCGUAUAGCCGGCUUUGAGGUGAAGGCGUACGCCAAUCCAACAGUGGUUCGUUGUGAGAUCCAUCAUGGGCAGACGGGGGGCAUCUACGUGCACGAAAAGGGCCGCGGCCAGUUCAUCGAAAAUAAGAUCUAUGCAAAUAACUUUGCUGGGGUGUGGAUCACCUCUAACAGCGACCCCACAAUAAGGGGUAACGCCAUUUUUAACGGCAACCAAGGUGGCGUUUAUAUUUUCGGUGAUGGCCGAGGCCUCAUUGAAGGGAACGACAUCUACGGCAACGCCCUGGCAGGAAUCCAGAUCAGGACGAACAGCUGCCCUAUUGUGAGACACAACAAGAUCCACGAUGGCCAGCAUGGCGGCAUUUAUGUGCAUGAAAAAGGACAAGGCGUCAUCGAGGAGAACGAAGUGUACAGCAACACGCUGGCAGGAGUGUGGGUGACAACGGGCAGUACGCCAGUGCUGAGGAGGAACAGGAUACACAGCGGGAAGCAGGUUGGGGUCUACUUCUAUGACAACGGCCAUGGCGUUCUGGAAGACAAUGACAUCUACAAUCACAUGUACUCUGGAGUUCAAAUUAGGACUGGCAGCAAUCCCAAAAUCAGGCGGAACAAGAUCUGGGGAGGCCAGAAUGGAGGCAUUUUGGUUUACAACUCAGGCUUAGGCUUCAUCGAGGACAAUGAGAUCUUUGACAAUGCCAUGGCAGGAGUGUGGAUCAAGACGGACAGCAACCCCACUCUGCGGAGGAAUAAGAUCCAUGACGGGAGAGACGGCGGGAUCUGUAUAUUCAACGGAGGAAGAGGUUUGUUAGAGGAAAAUGACAUCUUCAGAAACGCCCAAGCAGGAGUCCUCAUUAGCACCAACAGCCACCCCGUACUGCGAAAAAACAGGAUAUUUGACGGCUUCGCAGCAGGUAUUGAGAUCACCAAUCAUGCCACAGCGACCCUAGAGGGCAAUCAGAUCUUCAACAAUCGCUUUGGCGGAUUGUUUCUUGCAUCUGGGGUCAAUGUCACUAUGAAAGAUAAUAAAAUAAUGAACAAUCAAGAUGCCAUUGAAAAGGCUGUGAGCAGAGGUCAGUGCCUGUACAAGAUUUCAAGUUACACCAGCUACCCAAUGCACGAUUUUUACAGGUGUCACACCUGUAACACAACAGACCGCAACGCCAUCUGUGUGAACUGCAUCAAAAAGUGUCACCAAGGACAUGACGUGGAGUUCAUCAGACAUGAUAGAUUCUUCUGUGACUGUGGUGCGGGGACGCUGUCAAAUCCUUGCACAUUAGCUGGAGAGCCGACUCAUGACACAGACACACUGUAUGACUCAGCUCCUCCUAUAGAGUCCAAUACACUGCAGCACAACUGAGCCUAAGACCCGAGGUCCCUUUGCGCUUCAGCAGUAAUGGACACGAGACACUUUAAAAUGUGCAGUGGAGGAGAUCCAAACUAAAAUACAGAGCAUAUACAGUGACUUUAAAAAAAAAAAAAGACUUGGACAUAAAUAUGCUAAAAGGAGACAUUUAGAGAAAAAAAAGUCUGAUUAUGGAUGCCUCGCUUUUUCUUUUUCUUCAAUUCUUUGACAAAAAAAAAAAAGAUGACAUCAGUGGGAGCGAGCAGAAGAGCAGCUGACUCAGGGUUUGUGGGUGUGUUGGUUUUGGUCGAGCAAGUGGAGCUGGUGAGAGACGGACAAAAAGCCACAGAGGCUCACCUGCUUUUUUUUUUAAGAAGCGGAAGAACGAAAUACUGCAGUCAUGUACAGACCCAUCGUGGACAGACGCUCAGUCAGAAGAGGCACAACUUUUCUCACACGGAGGCGAAAAAGCCCCAAAUACAACAAUGCUUCCAUCACUGGGCAAUCGACGUGCUCGUAUGAUACGUACGGGAAAAAUGACCUAGCACUUCAGCUUUUUUUUUUUUUCCCUCAAGACAACUGUUGAGAUUUGAUUUUAAUGCUUUUUGUGUAGUUUUGUAUUUUCAUGCAAAAAUCUUACUGUACUUGAAUGUCUUUAUUUUAUUAAAUGUGUUCAUUUUUUUUUUGGUUAUUAUACCCUAGAAUUGCUGUAAUUAUACAUGUCGCAGUAUCUAACUUCUUUCUGUGAAAGAGAUCAGAGAAAAGAGAGGAAAAAACACUAAACAUUUUCUCCAGCAAUGUUGACUCGUUUUACAUUUGCAAUACCGAACAAUAGAUGCUGAAAUGUGCUUUCACCAGACUUGUGUAGCUUUCUUUCUGUCUGGAGUAGCAUCAUAAGUGUUUGUCUUUGUAAGUGAGAUUAACUGUUGUGAUAUUUCAGUCCGUUUUACAUAAUCUAUGCAUAUUUUAUGUUUAUUCUGUUUGUGUUGGUCUUUUGUGCAGGACCCAAUUUACAGGAGGAGACACGGGGCAAGAUCAAGCAUUUUUUUUUACUCCAGGCUGCAGUUGUAUAAUAAUAUAGGGGGUGUAGUUUGUUUAGCCAGAUAUCCCCUUGAUAUUGUAAUUAAGAUGCAGCCUCUUCUUUAUGUACCAAAUAAAAACACAUUGCUGUCUGGGGUCAGGGCAUUAUAAUGCAUCUGUUAGGAAAUCAUCCAAGGAUAUUUGGAUGCUUGUACCGUCUGUGGUACAUUAACUUCACAGUAGAUUGUAUAAUCUACAUCUUGUCCUCAGAAUCAGUGGUUGUCUUUAACGACAGGCAUAAAUGCUGCUUCCUGGCCUGUUGAGAUAUUUUCUUUAGCUGACAGACUUCAUUUUUCACUAUAGGUCCAAGGAAAAGAGACAAGUCUUGUGAAAGCACAGCUAAUUCUGAUGUGUUUUCCCCCUUGUUUGCCAAUGUUGCUGGAGAAUUUCAAAGGCUUUUACUCUACUGAAGCUGAGACAAGUAUCUAUACACAGCACUAUAUGGUUUCAUUGCCCCUCGUCCCUCUCCUCCCCUUUCAUGUGUACUGGUGAUUGUGGGUUCUCAUACAGACUGAAAUGUAUGCAUGUAUCAUAACAUCUAGACUUAAUAUAUUGUGAAGUAUUCAAUAACCGUUAUGUAGGCGCUAGCGUGAAUUAAAAGGGUUUAAUUUCCUAGAUGAAACAUUGUCAUUUUUUAAAAAUAAACUUUAUUAGAUCA
This is a messenger RNA of Epinephelus fuscoguttatus (brown-marbled grouper), 4695 nucleotides long. RefSeq names its product F-box protein 11a (gene fbxo11a). Gene Ontology annotation, biological process: regulation of apoptotic process; ubiquitin-dependent protein catabolic process; protein ubiquitination. Gene Ontology annotation, molecular function: protein binding; zinc ion binding. Bases 330 to 2972 code for a protein of 880 amino acids. The transcript is spliced from 22 exons. Lineage: Eukaryota; Metazoa; Chordata; Actinopteri; Perciformes; Serranidae. The record is from RefSeq and is a predicted model, not a curated record.